AUGACGUCACCGUCAUCAUCACCACCACCGUCGCAACCUUCUUCCACCGGAGAAGAAGCAGAGGUUGUUCACAUUAACCGCCUCCCCGACGAGUUACUACUCUUAAUAUUCACCAAAUUAAACAAUGCAAGAUCCCUUUGUAUCUGCAAUCUAGUCUGCAAGCGUUUCUCCGCCGUCGUCCACCAAACGCCGUCGAUAUUCCUCACAUUUCCUCACCGGCAAUCAAACGAUCGUAAUGAAAAUUUGCCUAAAAAAUUGUUCAAUUACCUUUCAAAAUCCUUCUUCCGGAAGCCACCGCCGAAUAAAUUCGACGGAGCGUUGUUCCAAUCGGCGGUUGAUUCGCUGAAUCAUUUCCAAAAUAUAAGAAAUCUGCAAAUCGAGCUUCCUUCGUUCCAGCAAGACGAUUCAAUCAUCAAAUGGCACGCAGAGUUCGGUAGAGAUUUGAAUCUAUGCGUGAUAUUAUUCGCAACGUCUUUGCAUCAAACAACGUCAUCGAACCACCAGAUCCAGAAUCCGGACACUCUGUUGACGAAUCAGCUUCUGCAAUCGAGAAUCGCGUCUGCGAAUCAGUGUUUUAGAGAAGCGACAUGGCGGCAGCAUAUUCUUCGACAUGUGGUGGAGAAUCACCGCCAAACCCUAGACACAGCCGAGAUCAGCGAUUCGAGCAAGAAAGGUAGGGUUGUUAUGCAUGGAAAACAACAACUACUCGAUCUGCUUGAUCCAGAGGUGAAAUUGCCGGCAUCUGGAUAUGGAAAACUUUGGCAUGUGCAAAUGCUUCGGCUGCCGGAAUCAGGACGUGUACUGCACGGCGUAACGGUUGUGGCCAUCCGACGUACCGGUGAGAAUGAGGAAGAGCAUGAGGAUGUUGGUGUGAAGCAUUUGAUGAGGAAGAAAGUGUAUGAAAUGGAUCAACAUUUUCUUCUAUGGGAAGUUUUGAGUCAUAUUUUUCAGAACCAUGCACCUUCAAGGACUCUCAACAUAAAUGUAAACAGACGAUAA
Messenger RNA from Cynara cardunculus var. scolymus (artichoke), 999 nucleotides. Its product is annotated as F-box protein At4g18380-like. Gene Ontology annotation, molecular function: protein binding. The coding region runs from base 1 to 999 and encodes 332 amino acids. The transcript has a single exon. Lineage: Eukaryota; Viridiplantae; Streptophyta; Magnoliopsida; Asterales; Asteraceae. The record is from RefSeq and is a predicted model, not a curated record.